UCAGAAGCCACAUGAGAAACCACUUGGACUGGCUGAGAAGAAAGAAUAUGAUAAGAAGAAUGGCUGUGUGAAAUUACUGCAGUUUUUAAAUCCCGAUCCUUUGAGAACUGAUGGAAUCUCUGAUCUGCAGCAGUUGCAGAAGCUGAAGUCGGGCCCGCAGCAGCCUGUUGCGGUGCUCCGGAACAAGAUCGAGCCCUGCCUGACCAUGGAUGUGUCGCCACUUUCAGCAGACCUGAAAAAGGCUCUUCAAAGAAAUAAGUUUCCGGGACCUAACCACACUGAAUCUUACUCUUGGCCUCCCAUAGCACGUGGCUAUGAUGUGGUUGUCAUUUCUCAUUGUGGAAAUGACCCUUUGUUGUACCUUCCACCAGUGCUUACAAUUUUGCAAACAGAGGGCUGCUACAAGUCAUUACCAAGUAGAAAUGGACCUCUUGCAGUCAUCGUGUGCCCUGGGUGGAAAAAGGCCCAAUUAAUUUUUGAAUUAUUGGGUGACUAUAGCAUGUCGUCCAGGCCUCUUCAUCCUGUGUUAUUGACAAUCGGACUCCGCAGAGAUGAAGCCAAAAAUGUGAAGCUUCCAAGGGGGUGUGAUGUGAUUGUUACAACACCGUAUAGCCUCUUGAGACUUCUCACCUAUCAAAGCCUGUUGUUUCUUAGACUCUGUCACCUGAUUUUGGAUGAGGUGGAAGUAUUAUUCUUUGAAGCUAAUGAGCAAAUACUUGCUAUAUUACAUAACUUUAAAAAAAAUAUUGAAGUUGAAGAAAGGGAAUCUGCACCACAUCAAAUUGUUGCAGUUGGAGUUCAUUGGGACAAACAUAUAGAACAUUUAAUCAAAGAGUUCAUGAACGAUCCCUACGUUGUAAUCACAGCCACGGAAGAGGCUGCUCUCUAUGGCAAUGUUCAACAGGUAGUGCAUCUUUGCCUAGAAUGUGAAAAAACCUCUACUUUACUCCAAGCUCUUGAUUUCAUUCCAAGUCAGGCACAAAAGACUUUGAUCUUCACCUGUUCUGCAGCUGAAACAGAAAUAGUGUGUAAGGGCUCUCCUGCAGAACAGGGAGAUAAAAAAACCAAAUCCAUCCUGCUGCUGACAGAGAGAAAUGCAAGUGAUGCAGUUGGGGUCCUGCGCUACUUGGAGCGAGCAGAUGCCAAAGUUCCACUGGAGCUGUAUGAGUUUACUGCAGGAGUUCUGGAAGCCAAAGAAGAUAAAAAAGCCAGAAGGCCUCUUUGUCCCUAUCUUAAGGCUCUCGGUUUUUGCAAAAACAAAAGGAUCUGUCCUGACCGACACCAUAUUAAUCCAGAAAUGGACAUGCCAAGGAAAUUGUCCAGCCAAGCUCUACCAAUGUUUGGAUGCAUUAAAAUAAUACCUUUUUAUAUUUCGAAUGCAACAAAUUACUUUGGUCGUAUAAUUGAUAAACAUGUGGAUCUUUGUGCAACUCUGAAUGCUGAAAUGAAUGAGUAUUUUAAGAAUUCCAGUAAUAAAACCACUGUUGAAAAGGCGGAGAAGUUUGGAUUAUAUGGAUUAGCAGAAAAAACACUUUUUCAUAGGGUUCAGGUGUUGGAGAUGAGCCAGAAAGAAGACACUUGGGUCCUGGAUAAUGUCCUUGUAAAGUUCAUAGAUGAAGGCAGGACUGGACUUGUCACAAGAGGCCAACUGUUGCAUCUCCCAGAAAACUUCCACACUCUUCCCCCACAAGCUGUGGAGUUUAUUGUUUGUAGGGUGAAACCUGCUGACAAUGAAAUUGAAUGGAAUCCAAAGGUUACUAGGUACAUUCAUCAUAAAAUUGUUGGAAAAUUGCAUGAUGCAAAAGUGGUAUUGGCUUUGGGAAAUACGGUUUGGAUUGAUCCAAUGGUGCACAUUACAAAACUUUCAAAUUUGAAAACUUCUAUCAUUGAUUAUAAUGUUCGAGUUGAAAUUUUGUCAAUGGGAAUGGGCAUUGAUAAUCCAGAACAUGUAGAACAAUUGAAAAAAUUAUACAAAGAAGCUAAAAUGCCAGCUUUUGAAGAAAGCUUAAGCCAAACCCUGGCACCUCCUUCAGCAGAUGCUGCUGCUUGUCUGCAGAGCACACACCAAGAGGAUGGGGGUGAAGAAAGAGAGGUGGACUCCAAGACAAAGUCAGAAGACCCAGAGUCUGAAACUUUAUCUGAAAACACUGGAGAUACUUCCAUUAGCACAACUACCCAGCCACAUCUGAAAAGCUUCCACCCACAAAUAAAGUGGUUCCAAAAAGAUGAUGUCGUCAUCUUAAAGAUAAGAAUAAGGAAUGUAAAAGAUUACAAAUGUAAAUACUUUAGAGACAGAGUCAUUUUCAGUGCCUGGGUGGGAGACAAAUUUUACUUGGCUGAUAUGAACCUGCAGGCCAACAUAAUAGAAGAUGACUGCAAAUGCAUAAUUAAUAAUGAUGAACCUAUAAUCACUCUUGCAAAAGAGAGAAGGGAAUCUUGGAAUAGCUUACUCAAACAGAGGAAUCCUAAUGUGGCUUUUGAUUUUGAUCACUGGGAAGACUGUGAAGAGGACAGCCACUUCUCCAAGGUUAUAAAUUCUAAAAACCUGUCCCACAAAGUAGCUGAGGUGGUUGAAAACAGUAGCACGACUUCGGAGGAUUACGAAAGUGAUAGUGAAUGAGAAUGUGAAUUAAAUCCUGAAGAGUGGCCAGAAGACUGAACAAGAAUGGAUGUUGCUAUGAGACUGAAAGUUAAGAAAACAAGUGGUCAUAUCCAAA
Galeopterus variegatus (Sunda flying lemur) is the source of this 2717-nucleotide messenger RNA. RefSeq names its product putative ATP-dependent RNA helicase TDRD12. The annotation marks the transcript as partial. Lineage: Eukaryota; Metazoa; Chordata; Mammalia; Dermoptera; Cynocephalidae. Gene Ontology annotation, molecular function: metal ion binding. Gene Ontology annotation, biological process: transposable element silencing; germ-line stem cell division. The transcript has 20 exons. The record is from RefSeq and is a predicted model, not a curated record.